This is a messenger RNA of Drosophila biarmipes, 817 nucleotides long. RefSeq names its product trypsin. The record is from RefSeq and is a predicted model, not a curated record. Gene Ontology annotation, biological process: proteolysis. Lineage: Eukaryota; Metazoa; Arthropoda; Insecta; Diptera; Drosophilidae. The transcript has a single exon. Gene Ontology annotation, molecular function: serine-type endopeptidase activity. The coding region runs from base 8 to 781 and encodes 257 amino acids.
AGUGAGAAUGAAUCGUUUGCUUUUGAGUGUGGUGGCGCUGGUCGCCCUGAGUGCCUGCUGCCAGGGACACCCGGACAUCGACUUCCCCUUCGGGCGGAUCGUCAACGGCGAGGCCGCCGAGAUCGAGAGCUUCCCCUACCAGGUGUCCAUCCAGACGACCAAGGGCUCCCACUUCUGUGGCGGCAGUCUGAUCGACUCGGAGACCAUCCUGACCGCCGCCCACUGCAUGCAGUCCUACGCCGCCAGUGAGCUGCAGGUUCGCCUGGGCUCCACCUCCAGGAGCUCCGGCGGCGAGGUGGUCAGCGUGCGCGCCUUCAAGUACCACGAGGGCUACAACAGCCAGCUGAUGAUCAACGACGUGGCCAUCAUGAAGCUCAGCACCCCCGUGCGCCAGACCACCAAGAUCCGCGCCAUCGAGCUGGAGAGCUCUCAGCCCGUCUCGGGAACCAGUGCCGUCGUCACCGGCUGGGGCACCACCUGCUUCCUCUUCUGCUCCUCCCCCGACACCCUGCUGCAGGUGGGCGUGGACCUGCUGCACUACAAGGACUGUGCCAGCGACAGCUACAGCUACGGCAGCUCCAUCCAGGAGACCAUGGUCUGCGCCACCGGCGAGAAGAAGGACGCCUGCCAGGGUGACUCCGGCGGGCCUCUGGUGGCCAACGGCAAGCAGGUGGGCGUCGUCUCCUGGGGCAGCGGAUGUGCCUGGUCGAGCUACCCCGGCGUCUACGCCGACGUCCCCUCCCUCAAGCAGUGGAUCGAGGAUACCAGUGCUUCGCUGUAAGCUGUAUGAAUAAAUGCAAGAGGAUUUCAAAAGAUA